This is a messenger RNA of Lampris incognitus (smalleye Pacific opah), 5564 nucleotides long. RefSeq names its product WD repeat domain 11 (gene wdr11). The record is from RefSeq and is a predicted model, not a curated record. Bases 100 to 3831 code for a protein of 1243 amino acids. Lineage: Eukaryota; Metazoa; Chordata; Actinopteri; Lampriformes; Lampridae. Gene Ontology annotation, molecular function: protein binding. The transcript has 29 exons. Gene Ontology annotation, cellular component: cytoplasm.
UUCCUGUUUAUCUAUGACAGGUCGAGCCAUUGAAGCCACAUUUUUGUGUGCAGUGUCAGCCUAUAAACAUUAAUGAAGUAGGAUUACUCCUAACAAAUAAUGAAUCCUUUUACCGUAAAUAUCAAACUCGCAGCUCGGACUUUGACUGGCACGCUCAAUUUGCAGAACAAACCCGCUGCAGAUUGGGGUUGGCAGGGCCUGAUAGCUCAGGGAUGUCACUCUAGCAUCCUUAUCAUCGAUCCGAAGACAGCUCAGACCAUACAGGUUCUAGAGAGGCACAAAGCCAUCGUGGUCAAGGUGAAAUGGUCCAGAGAAAACUACCACCACAGCUUGAGCUCACCCUACUCUCUGCGGCUGGCUUCAGGAGAUGCCUCAGGGAAGAUUAUUGUGUGGGAUGUGGUCAGUGGCACUGCUCACUGUGAGAUCCAGGAGCACUCCAAACCAAUCCAAGAUUUGGAAUGGCUGUGGAAUCAGGAUGCAUCUCGUGAUCUCCUGUUAGCUGUCCACCCCCCCAACUACAUUGUGCUGUGGAAUGGUGACACAGGCACCAAGCUGUGGAAGAAGAGCUAUGCUGAGAACAUCCUCUCCUUCUCCUUUGAUCCUUUCGACCCCUCCAACAUGGCCUUGCUGACUAGCGAGGGGAUCGUCUUUAUCACAGACUUCUCGCACUCCAAGCCACCAGGGAAUGCCGGUAAGAAGGUCUAUAUUGCUAGCCCCCAUGCUAGCCCUGCUCACACUAAGCCUGCUCCUGCUGCUGCCCCUGCCCCCACUGGUGCGAAGAAGGCCCUUAACAAAGUCAAAGUGCUCAUCACCAACGAGAAGCCCACUACAGAGGCGGUGACUCUGAAUGACUGUCUGCAGCUGUCCUACCUACCGUCUAAGAGGAACCACAUGCUGCUGCUUUAUCCAAGGGAGAUCCUCAUCCUGGACCUGGAGCUCAGUCAGACUGUUGGUGUGGUUGCCAUUGAGCGUUCUGGGGUGCCUUUCACUCAGGUGAUCCCAUGUGCCCAGAGGGAUGCCCUUUACUGUCUUCAUGAAAAUGGAUGUAUCACCCUCCGAGUGUGUCGCUCUACGACCGCCUCCGAGGAAGCAACGGAUCCAGAGCAGAGCGUCCAGGAACUUGUGUAUGACCUGCGCUCCCAGUGUGAUGCCAUUCGUGUUACCAAAACUGUUCGCCCAUACCGCAUGGUUAUCUGCCCCGUUAAUGAGAACAAUGCUGCUCUUAUGGUCAGCGAUGGCAGAGUCAUGCUAUGGGAGCUCAAAACCCACACUGGCAAAACAGUCACCAACCCAAGUUCGGGUCUUUCCCCACUCUACUCCCCUGUCUCAGUCUGUGGAGGUCUGCUGGGACAGAGCCAGAAAAGAAUCCAGGAUCUCUCCCUCAAUACCAUGAUUGGCCAGACCCUGAUAGCUGGAGAGGCUCCUCCCCCAUCAUCCAGCCAGCAGGAGGUGCAGCUGAAGUUCCUGUUGACAGGACUGCUGUCUGGGCUGCCUCUGCCCCCUUUCACCAUCCGCAUGUGUCCACCUCUAACCACAAAAAAUAUCAACCACUACCAGCCCCUACUGGCCAUAGGGACCAGCAAUGGGUCCGUGCUGGUAUAUAACUUGACCAGUGGUGUUCUCCACAAGGAGCUGAGUGUCCACUCUUGUGAAGUCAGGGGGAUUGAAUGGAUGAGUCUUACCAGCUUUCUGUCUUUUGCCACCUCUGCUCCAAACAACAUGGGGUUGGUGCGGAAUGAACUGCAGCAUGUUGAUCUGCCCACUGGCAGGUGCUUUCCAUUCCGAGGUGAGCGAGGGAACGAUGAGUCGGCCAUUGAGAUGAUUAAAGUCUCUCAUCUUAAGCAGUAUCUUGUGGUGGUAUUCAGAGAUAAGCCCCUGGAACUGUGGGACAUCAGGACAGGAACCUUGCUCCGAGAGAUGGCCAAGAGUUUCCCCGCUGUCACUGCACUGGAGUGGUCUCCUUCCCACAACCUGAAGAGUUUGAAGAAGAAGCAGAUGGCUGCCAGGGAGGCCAUGGCCCGGCAGACGGUGUCAGAUGCCGAGCAGAGCAGCGUCGAGUCGUCUGUCAUCAGUCUCCUGCAGGAUGCAGAGAGUAGGUCAGAGACCAGCCAGGCCAUCUCGGCCAGGGAGCACUUUGUGUUCACAGACACAGAUGGGCAGGUCUACCACAUCACUGUAGAGGGCAACACAGUGAAAGACGGCGCACGUAUCCCGCCCGAUGGCAGUAUGGGUAGCAUUGCAUGCAUUGCUUGGAAAGGAGAUACCUUGGUGCUUGGAGAUGUGGAUGGCAACCUCAAUUUCUGGGACCUCAAGGCCCGUUUGUCCAGGGGGAUCCCAACACACCGGGGCUGGGUGAAAAAGAUUCGCUUUGCACCAGGGAAGGGCAACCAGAAGCUCCUGGUCAUGUACACGGACGGGGCUGAGGUCUGGGAUACAAAAGAUGUCCAGAUGGUGAGCAGUAUGCGGAUCGGUCGAAACGUGAACUACCGCAUCCUGGACAUUGAUUGGUGCACAUCAGACAAGGUGGUGUUGGCCUCCGACGACGGCUGCAUUCGUGUGCUGGAGAUGGCAAUGAAGUCUGCCAGCUACCGCAUGGACGAACAGGACCUGAGUGACCCUGUUUGGUGUCCAUAUCUGCUGCUGCCCCGAGCCGCUCUCACUUUAAAGGCCUUUCUGCUGUUGCAGCCCUGGUCAGGAACCUUCACCAUGGACAUCACGCAAGUGGACUACAGUGAAAAAGACGAGAUAAAAGGCCUGAUACAGGAGCAGCUCAACUCCUUGUCUAAUGAUAUGAAGAGUGUGCUGCAAGACCCGGAACUCAACCUGCUGCAGCGCUGCCUCCUGGUCUCACGGCUGUUUGGGGACGAGUCAGACCUCAACUUCUGGACAGUUGCAGCCCACUACCUUCAAUCAUUUGCCCAUGCUCGCCUACUUAGCGUGCCCACAGCAGAGGGCCCGACCCAGAGUGAAGGAAUCCAUCCCAGCCCCCAGAACCACCUGGAUAUUUGUCAUGACACCCUGUGUGAAAGCUGUUACUUCCAGAAGUUCCAGCUGGAUCGGGUUCAUCUGCAGGAGGUGAAGCGGUCAAGUUAUGAGCACACCAAGAAAUGUGCUGACCAACUCCUUCUUCUAGGCCAGACGGAUCGGGCGGUGCAGUUGCUGUUGGAGACGAGCGCCGACAACCCCAGCUACUACUGUGAUUCGCUGAAGGCCUGCCUGGUGACUACCAUCACUUCCUCAGGCCCCUCCCAGUCUACCAUCAAACUGGUGGCCACCAAUAUGAUCGCCAAUGGAAAGCUUGCAGAGGGUGUGCAGCUGUUGUGUUUGAUUGACAAGGCGGCCGAUGCAUGCCGCUACCUGCAAACAUACGGGGAGUGGAACCGCGCUGCCUGGCUGGCUAAGGUCCGUCUUAACCCAUCAGAAAGCUCGGAUGUUUUGAAGCGCUGGGCCGAGCAUCUCUGCUCCCCUCAAGUCAACCAGAAGUCCAAGGCCAUCCUGGUGCUCCUCUCUCUGGGCUGCUUCCACAAAGUAGGAGAGAUGCUCCACAGCAUGAGGUAUUUUGACCGAGCAGCACUCUUCAUCGAAGCCUGUCUGAAGUACGGAGUGAUGGAAGCCAACGACUCCUCCAAUAAACUUAUAGGGGCGGCGUUUGUGGACUACGCCCGGUUGUUACGCUCCCUGGGCCUGAGGGAGGGCGCUGCUCUGUGGGCCUCGAGGGCAGGCAGCCCGGGAGAGCAGUUGAUGGAGGAGCUGUUCAAAGGAGAAGGCGCUGUGCCGGAGGCCGUGCCCUGUGAGGAGGGGGUGGAGCUGUGCCCGGAGAGCACCGAUUGACCACUAUGACUGCGGGAAAAGGAAAGAGUUCCUCUCCGGCGCAAGGGACCGCUCUUUGCAUCGGUCAACUCUGCUGUCGUGGAAGAAAGUGUAAAUUUGUCUUUGUGUUAUUGUCGAGGGGGAACAACGCCACCGUCCCGGCGUUUAAAGCAAAAGAGGACAGACAAGGAGUGUCCUCCGUGCUGCGUUGUCCGUUUAUCACUGGAGUCUGCUAGUGUUUCUUAUGUCCGAUGUGAGCAGUUUGCGCGUGUGUGUGUGUGUGUGUGCACACGUUACCUUUAAACCAGUGACGGCCCAAAAGAAUUUCACAUAGUCCUUCCCUGGGUAAAUGGAGUGAUGCUCAUCAUCAUUGUCUCUCUCGCGAUGGUUUAGCAUUAUGAAACUUCUCUGACGUGUGUUGGAUGGUUAUUUUUUGGUUUCACUUUAUUUUGUGUGCCUGUUUGAUGAAGAAUAUUUUGCAAAAAUACUGUGUACGUUCCGCGUGCAAACUUUCACUUCACCAACCUCUAGAGUCCAAGCUGAAAUGAUUGCACAGCCAGUUCAUUCCUAGAUCAUUUCCUGCUUUAUUUUCUAAAUGCACUAGUACAGAACCUUAACGAAAGAGAGUUUAUUUUUGCACUUUUCAUUCAGUUAAAUGCAUCGUAUUGCGUGACUGAUUAUUUUGGUCCAGCAUUUGUAACUGAGACACAAAGCAGAAUAACAGCCCUGAUGUAUGCACAGUGAACUGGGUGUUUGAACCACAGAGGGUAAUGCAGUGCACGUGACUGACCAAAGCCUGAUACCUCAGAGGGCAUAACAGCCGUUGUACCCUCAAAGGCAGUGAAUCAUCCAAAACUAUAUUGUAACACCCCCCCCACACACACACACACACACACACACACACAUUCUGUUGGAGGAGGGACUUUUCCACUGCCCUCAGUGUAGUUGUUUAUGAAGCCGAUACGAGUUGGAGUUUUCUGGGUUUUUUGGGGUUUUCUUUGUUAUAUUCCAGUUAAAAAAAUAAAAAAUUAUGAUAAUAUUGAAAGUUCUGAACAUUCUCAUUUUGUGAUGAAAGCAUGUGUUGUGCUGUACAAUUUCUAAUGUAUGUGGCAAAAAAAAGGAAAAGAUUAGAUAUUGAAUUGUUUUGUAACUAGUUUUUAUCAGAACACAGUAUCCUUCACAUGCCAAAAUGCAGCCGUAUGGGUCCCAUCAACAGACACCGCUAUUACAAAUCUGUCGCACAAUUUAGAAACUGGGUGUUUUUUUCUGUCUCCUCCUAAUCUUUCAACAAUAUCAACGAAUGGUCAAAAACGUCAUGGACCAAUCAAUGUGAAUGACAUUUUGUGCACAGUGAUUGUGUGUUUAAUUGCUUUGUAAGCUGUUAAGUUGUGGUGAAAUGACAUAGUACCUACGUCCGCAGGACCGUCAUUGUGUUAUCGUCUUACAGAGAUUUGCCGGUGCUGUUCCUCUGUAACACCGACUGACCCCCAGGCAGUAUCACUAUGGCCCACCCAGUCCUAUUUGGGGUUGCAACUGCUAUUUCCCAUGAAUCCAUUUCACUUAACCUCACUUAGCAUACAACCUUUAAGAGGACUGGGAUUGUCAUAUUGCCCAACUGCUAAUCGUGUGAUGUGUGUGUAGUUGCUACUACAUAUCCACCCCCCCCUUCAUAUCAUUCAUUAUUGUAGAAUAAUCUGCUGUAUUUGUCUUUGAUGGUUUGUCUCUAGAGUUCCAUUAAAACUUCUGCAAUGCUU